This is a messenger RNA of Physcomitrium patens, 1928 nucleotides long. RefSeq names its product expansin-A9. Gene Ontology annotation, cellular component: extracellular region. The record is from RefSeq and is a predicted model, not a curated record. NCBI's taxonomy places the organism in Eukaryota, Viridiplantae, Streptophyta, Bryopsida, Funariales, Funariaceae. Gene Ontology annotation, biological process: plant-type cell wall organization.
GUUGAAUGGUGACGCAAGCGAGCGAGGGAGGGAGAGGAGAAGGAGGAGCAGCAGCAGCAGUAUUCCGGUUGCUCAGGAUAUGGACUUCGGGAGUCGUCAAGGUACCGAAGGUACAGCUAGUGCCGACGGUAUGUAAACGCAAGGGAGGGCGAUAAUUGAAAGAUUAGUCACAUUAUAUAUACCUCCACCCUCUGCCCUGUAUGAUCACCAUCGCCUCCAUCGCUGCUGCUGCUGCUGCUGCCAUUUUCCCGUCUUCACUGCCUACCAGCCUCGUCUCACCUGCUCGGUGUUUUCCCCCCAUUCCGUCAGGUGUUGUAGCAAAACUGCAGGGAGUUGGGCUUCAGAUUGAUGGUCAUGCGGAGUUAGUACAAUAUUUGAUACCCCCUGCCAGAAGCUCCGCUCCUGUUUCUCACCAAUCGAGUCGUUAUCUUCCCACCCCUCUCCUUAUCAACAACUACAGCGGCAUCCAUAACCCAUAUCAGCACCUUGUCACUUCCGCGGCAUUGCCAUUUUGCAGUGGUAGGAGAUACCAAGUUUAGAUUUUUGCAGGUAGGUUGUGUACUUGUGGACCUGUGGAGGGAGGGAGGAAGGGAGGGAGAGCUAUGGCCAUGGUGUGGACUCUCUUGGCGUUGAUGUUGGUGACGUCCUUUCGAGUGGAGGCCCGAAGUGACUUCAUGGCGGGGGGUUGGGGAUACGCCCACGCCACUUACUACGGCGGAGCUGAUGCGUCAGGGACUCAAGGUGGGGCUUGUGGAUUUGGGAAUCUCUACAGCACUGGCUACGGAACCAACACCGCGGCACUCAGUGCGGCCUUGUUUAACAGCGGCCUCAGCUGCGGUUCCUGCUACGAGCUCGCCUGCGAUCCCAAUGGCUCCAAGUACUGUCUUCCAGGUGGCCGAACUGUCACGGUGACGGCAACUAACUUCUGUCCUCAUGGUUCCUUGGGAGGAUGGUGCGAUUCCCCCAAGCAGCAUUUCGACCUCGCUCACCCCAUGUUCGUCACUCUUGCGAAGGAGGUCGGAGGCGUCAUACCUAUCAAGUUCAGAAGAGUUCCUUGCGUGAAGUCCGGCGGCAUGCAUUUCACCAUUAACGGCAAUCCUUGGUUCUUGCUGGUGCUCGUAACCAACGUUGCCGGUGCCGGAGACUUGCAACAGGUGUAUAUCAAGGGGUCUAACACUCCCUGGGAGCCAAUGUCCCGCAACUGGGGAUCAAUGUGGCAGUUCACUGGCAAUAGCAAGAUGAAGGGACAGGCUCUGUCGUUUAAGACCAUUACCAGCGACGGAGCUGUGGCCAUUUCUUACGACGCUGCCCCCAAUAACUGGCAGUUCGGCCAGACAUUUGAAGGCGUCAAUUUCUAACCAUGGCCCUCAACGAUCCAUGGUGACCAUAGUCUAGUUUAUUUUUACGUAGAUUAGUUUGUGAAUGGUGUUUUCAAGCUGUAGCAGAGGCGUUGUAUACCUCGCCCGCUGUCUGUCUGUCUGGUAUUAUUCUCAAUUAUCGUAGCUAGUAUAGCUAGCUUAGCUCCUCCACUUCAAUCUUUAUCUCGAGCAGUAGGUGCAGAUUAUUGAGUAGAACUAGCUUCGCUCUUUUUCGAGCUGCUGCUGCUCUUCACAGGUCCCUAUCGAUUUCUACUCUAAUCCUACUAUAGCCUUGAGUCUAUCGAGGAAGUAAUAUGGUUGCUGAGGUGUGCCAGUAACACCCGCUCCUACGUGUAUUUUAUACCACAUCGACAUAGUAGGCAUGCACUAGGUAAUAGGAUUUUGACGUUCUUGAGCACUAGUUAUGAAAUGUGAUGCACAAAGCAUAAUUUCAUGUUCCAGCACCAUUCAAAAAUUACUGUGCAGUGGUGAGAAGUGCUUCGAUGUUAUCCCCCUGCACCUGAUAAUAAUAAUAAAAAAGAAAAAGAAAGAGGCUUACUGUGCACAAGA